Molecule: messenger RNA, 342 nt
Organism: Opisthorchis viverrini
Lineage: Eukaryota; Metazoa; Platyhelminthes; Trematoda; Opisthorchiida; Opisthorchiidae
Exons: 1
Coding region: 1-342 (113 amino acids)
Cellular component (GO): membrane
Molecular function (GO): glycosyltransferase activity
Source: RefSeq, a predicted model, not a curated record
AUGUUGCUUCCAAUCUCCAAGACACUGUAUCACCUUGAUCCUGAAAGUCUGAGUACGUUUGCAUCUACGACAUCCACCUGGGAAUCUGUCCGAAAGGUAAUUGUACUCUGGUUGGGCAACUCCUCUAUCCCGUCGCCAAAUUAUUUCACUCAACAUUUCAACGUGGAGGUGGAAGUGAUUGUAGAGAAUGAAAUCUGCGCUGCGCUUCAUGAAUCUGGUCGACCAUCUGUUGAAGUUCGCUUCCAGGCUUUCCCCGCCGAAAUACCCACGCUAGCCGUCUUCUCGUUCGGUGUGGACUUGCGCCUCUCACGUGAACAGUUCGAGCUCACCUUUGCCACCUAG